AUGGCCUUUGUAAUGCGAGCUCACGUGAACAAUACAAUUCAGAUCUCCAAUAUUCUUCUGUGCAAUGUAACUCAGAGAGUAUCAUUCUGGUUUGUGGUGACGACCCCUUCAAACAGUUCAAAACCCAUUGACAGCACAAAAGUGAAAAAUGCUAUAAGGCUUGAAAGGAACAGGAUAAACAGCGCUUUUCUGUUAAAUGACAACACUUUAGAGUUUGUUGAUAUACCCCCUACAAUUGCUCCAGUAGCCAGUUCUUCUAAUCAGUCUUGGAUUAUCGUGUUUGGGGUGGUGGUUGGCAUUCUAGGACUGGCAAGCAUUCUCCUCACAAUCUCAGGAGUAAAGCGAUAUAGGUAA
Molecule: messenger RNA, 354 nt
Organism: Staurois parvus
Lineage: Eukaryota; Metazoa; Chordata; Amphibia; Anura; Ranidae
Source: the annotation of a GenBank genome assembly